AUGUCAGACAAGAUCAUUAGCUUAGAAUACCGUGGCCGCGUCGCCGUCAUCACAAUUGACAACCAGAGCAAGCUCAAUGCCCUCUCGCAAAAGCAGUACUUUGAGAUUGCGCAGUCGCUGCGUGACAUUGAGAAGCAUGACGAAGUCUUUGUGACCGUCGUCCUGGCCAAGGGCCGCUUCUUCUCCGCCGGCGCCGAUGUGAGCAUCAGCCGGGCCACGCCGACGGACCCCGAGGAGUCGUACGCGUACUGGCUGCAAAACUUCUCCGCCUUCAACCUCAACACGACGCUCGCGCUCGCCGAGCACCCCAAGGUGCUCGUCUUUGGCCUCAACGGACCGGCCGUCGGGCUGUCGGCCGCGCUCGUCGGCCACGCCGACUUUGUCUACUGCACGCCCAAGACGUUCCUCCUGACGCCGUUUUCCUCGCUCGGCCUCGUCGCCGAGGGCGGCGCCUCGCGCGCGCUCGCCCUCCGCCUGGGCCCCGCGCGCGCCGCCGAGGCGCUCAUCGCCAGCCGCCGCAUCACCGCCGACGCGCUCGAGCGCUGCGGCUUCGUCAACGCCGUCUUUGACGAGCCCGACUGGCAGAGCUUCCACGCCCGCGUCCUCAAGGAGGUCGACGACACCAUGGGCGACCACCUCAGCGGGGACAGCAUGAUAGGCAUCAAGAGCCUGCUCAAGGCGCCCGAGCGCGCCAUCUUGGAGUCGCAAAACUCCAAAGAGGUCAUGGCUGGCCUGCAGCGCUUCGUCAAGGGCAUCCCGCAGGAGGAGUUUCGCAAGCUUGCCUCGGGAGAGAAGCGACAUAAGCUGUAG
Messenger RNA from Cordyceps militaris CM01, 810 nucleotides. Its product is annotated as peroxisomal D3,D2-enoyl-CoA isomerase. Gene Ontology annotation, cellular component: peroxisomal matrix. Gene Ontology annotation, biological process: fatty acid beta-oxidation. The record is from RefSeq and is a predicted model, not a curated record. Bases 1 to 810 code for a protein of 269 amino acids. NCBI's taxonomy places the organism in Eukaryota, Fungi, Ascomycota, Sordariomycetes, Hypocreales, Cordycipitaceae. The transcript is spliced from 2 exons.